Molecule: messenger RNA, 18255 nt
Organism: Cinara cedri
Lineage: Eukaryota; Metazoa; Arthropoda; Insecta; Hemiptera; Aphididae
Source: the annotation of a GenBank genome assembly
AUCGCGAGUCCUGACCUUACCUGAUAACCUGUUAAUCUAAAAUCAAAAUGUUCAAUACCUGCUGUGUUCAAAAUUCAAAGCCAAUGACGAUGCCGGUGGCGGUGCAGCUGGUUUAUUCGAACCAAUUCGAUACAAAGUUUUGCUCGUAGUUUUAAUCGAUACAAUAUUAUUAUAACUGUAUGAUCGUACAUUGCUGGAUUACCGAAGUAAGUUAUUUUCUCGACAACUGUUUAAAAAAUAAAUAAAUAUUAUAGUUAAAAUAUAAUAAAAAUAUAUUAUUUUAAAAAUUAUCUAAUUAUUUAUUAAUGUUAAAUAAUAAUUUAUAGUAAAUAAAUUUAAAUGAUUAAUAUUUUAUUAGACAUUUUAUACAAGCGAUAUUUUUAACCAAAUCAUUUAUUUAAUACUUAUUUUUAUACUGAUGCGUUAAUUUCAGAUUUGGAGCGUAGCGAAUGAUCUAUUACCUAUUGAUCUUUUACGAAAUCAAUGGUUUUAUUAAAUUGUGUUUAUUUUUGAAAGAUAAUUUUGUCUAGUUGGUGUAUAAGUGAGAUAAUUUUAUGAUUUUCUAAGGGAUUUUUAAAAUAAUUUGAAAAAUCCAAAAGAAAAUUGGAGGUAAAACGGUAAAUAUUUAUGGUCCACCACAGCAUUACCGAUUUCAUUAUUUUAAUUUUGUAUAGGUAUACGAUGUUUUCCACCAGAAGUAUUGCUCUAAUUGAAAAAUGAUAAAAUAUUUAUUUUAUUCCUUUUAAAUAUAUGCCCGCUAAUAGAGAAAUUCCUUUUUGGAUACCUAAAGUAAUUUUCAUAAUACUUGGGAAAAAAUAAAAAAUAAAAAUUGAUUAAUAUUUACGAUAACGUGGAGUCCAAGUUUAAUUAAUUUGAUUUUUGCAAACCAUGUUUACUAACAGAAAUAUUCCUCUGAGUGAAGAAUGACAAUAAAUCGAUUUUGUUUCUUUUAAGAUACACACUGUCAUUAAGAUAGAAAGUUCUUUUUUCGCUGUUUGAAGUAUUUUUCAUAAUAAUUGGGAAAAACCGGAAAAAAACGUAGAAAAAACCGGAAAAUGUAUGAAAAUUCAAUUUUGUUUUUUUGUUACAAUUCAGUUUAAAAUAUUCGUUAAAACUUGAAAUUUUGAUAGAAAGCUUAUAUUUGUCUUUUAUAGAUGUGGUCAAAUGUUCAAAAAAUUUGAGCCACUUUUAAUCUAUUAGAUAUUUUAAUUUUGCGAGUUUUUGUAUGUAAUAUUUAUUUGGUAGGCAGUCUUUAGAUAAUAGACUAAACAGAAAUGCUUGAAAGUUUGACAAGAGCUUUAUUAUAAGUCGUCAUUUGUAGUCAAAAAUAAUUGAGUGUAAUGUAGUAUUUUGUUGUUUAUAAGAAUUUUAAAAUCAAAUUUUGACAUUAACCUUAAAUAUUACUGUCUUUCAAAACAUAUCUAACCGAACAUUCAGUGCUCGAAAUGAACUAGUGUACUCAUAGUAGAUUUCGACUCCUCAUUAUAAAUCAGUGUAUACAUUUGUUAAGUUUUGUAUAAAUUAUUGAGAAUUUGAUACAAAAGGUUCAUUGUAUGUAAUGAGGUAUUUCAUAUUGGCAUAACGGCUAAGAACUGAUGUAAUGCGGACAUAGAUGUUACCAGUGUCCCAGCUCCCCCCUUUGUAAUCAAAGUUUUGUAAUAUUUUCUUCACAACGUUUAAUAUACAGUUAGUAGGUGUAUUAUUAAAAUACUUUAUUAUAUUUGUUUAUUAUUUGUAACUAAAUAAACGUAAACAUACAAGAAAAGAAAAUUGCAAUCAAAUGUAUCGUGGUAUACUUGGAUUGUAGUAAGCAUUUCCUUGUCAUGGUAAUGUUGAAUUUAUGAAAACAAAAUUAAAAUUAUGUAAAAUAUUUAAAAUAGUAAAUACAUACAUAAUCAUUGCAUAGUAUAAUAAUAUAAAAGUAGUUUCACUUUUUACCUAUAGUUGUUAUAUCUAGUGUUUGUAGUCUAUGAUUAAUUUAUAAUACUGUGGUAGUAUGAAUGUAAUUCCUAUAGUACAAUUAGUUUACAUUAAAUAAAAUAUUAAAAAAGCUGCCCUUGAAUGAUGGAGAUGGAUUCAGCCAUAUUUAUAGGUAAUUUAUUGUAUAUCUGUAAGCAAACCAUUGCUAACGAUUUUCGAUACUACUCGGACACUAGUGUCAAAAAAAGGGAUUUAAAAUAUUUUGAAUACAUGAACUUGUAGUUAGUCCUUGUUAUAUUAAUAAUAUAUUCCUACUUUAAAAAUGUAGGGGGAAGGGGGUUGAACCCCUAAAUCCCUAAUACCCUCUCCGAUCACCCCUUGAAAUAAUCAUUGUACUUAAUUACGUUGUAAAUAAUUUGUCAUUUCGCGUUUGUCAUUUGCAAUAAUAGGUCCUUUCGACAUUCUGAGAAACUUAUUGUUUUAAAUAAAGACCUGAUUUAAUUGCAUUUAAAACAAACAAAAAUUGCAUAUAAAAUUAUAUUAUUUUACCAAAAAAUACAUAAAACUUGCACUAUAUAAAUAUAAAAGUUAGAAAAGUUAAAAAAAUUAGAUAAAUGUGUUAUUUUUUUAAUUAAAAGUGAUAAUUAGAUACAUUUCUAAAUUAUUUUCAUUAAAAUUAAACCUACUAUUACUUAAAAUAUGUACAAAGAAGAACUACGUUCUACAUCUACACUAGUUAUUGGUGCAUAUUUAAAGCAAUUUAAUAAAGUAGGCGUUAUAUCUAAAUUAACAUUUGCAUUACUUGACAUGACUUCAUAGAAAAACUUUAAAGUUUUAUACCCUUCAUUUUUUUCAAUUACAUACAUACAUUUUUCUUUAAUUUUUUUCCCAAUAGGACCAAGAAUAUUUGUUAAAAUACCUUCAAUUUUUCUAAAAAUAUUCAUGUUUGUCAGUAGUUGACUAUUAGAUUCUUCCAAAUUUUCAAGAUUCAUGGAUAACUCGGAUAAGUGUAAUUUUAUGAAUGCUAAACCAUAUUUCAUUGUGUUAUUUUGUACAAGCUGUUUCAGCUUUUCGACACUUGUAGCAUCAUCUGUUAAACUUUUAAUCACGUUUUUAAAUUCUUCAAAAUUAUUUGCAUAGAAAAGUGCAGCAUUUAACUAUGUUCCCCAUCAUGUAAUAAUAGGUUCCGGUGGUAAUGGUAUACUCGGCAUUUCUUUUCUGUAAUUAUUUGUUCUCGAUGGUGCUUUUAGGAAAGUUUUAUUUCCUGAAAUAAACGAAAAAAGUUAUAUAUGUAUUUAAAUUUUGAAUUGAUACUUAAUUUAUUACCAUAGUCAAUCAAUUUAUUAGUGUCGGGUUACAAUUUUCGAAUUUUUUCUAGAACUCUAUUAACUGCGUGUGCCAUACAUGCAAUAUGAAUUAAUUUCGGGAAAAAUAUUUUUAAUGUCUUUACUGCUUUGAUUAUAUAAGUACCAGCAUCACUAAUAAAAAGUAAAAUGUUUUGUUCAAUACCAGGACAUUUUUUUAUCGAGGAAUUAAUAAACUGAUAGUUUUAUAAUUGGUGGAUUCUAGUUCUUUACACGCAACUAAAUAUGAUUUCCUAGGCUUCCCAUUUAAUUUACCAAUUAUACAUUUGCAAUAGCCAAACCUAAACGAAAAUAAUAUAUUUUAUUAUAUGAGAAAUUAAAAAAAAUAUGUAUACAAACCUCUUGGGUCGGUUGUAUCGUCAACAAUUAUGUAAACGUAAUUAUUUUCAAUAUUAAUUAUUUGGUCUAUAACGCUUUUAUAAAUAUUUGGUAUGUAAUUUUUUCUUAAAGUGCUUUCGUCCGGAAUUGAUUUGCCAGUAUGAUUUUUCAAAAAUGAUUUUAAUAAAUGGUUGUCCAGCUUAUUCAAAGGAAUAUUUGCAGUAACAAAUGCAUUAAAUAAAUCUUCAGAAAACAUAUUUUUACCAUUCGAAUUUUGAGAGGUAAUUAAAAGCUGUUUUUUUCUUUAUUCCUUUGUAAUGCAUUUAUGUGUUGAACUAAAAAGAAAUGUGUAUUUUUGAAAUAAUAUGUAGUAUAUUAUGUGUAGUUUCAGUAUAAAAAAAAAAACUUAUUUGUUUUGGAAUGAUGAUCUUAUAGAUAUUUUUUUUUCAGUAGGCACAGAUUUGUUACAUACGAGACAAUAUAUAAUCUAUCCAUUCGAUGAACAAACUUCUUUAUUUUCAUCGUGAGAAGCAACCCAAUUUUAAAUUUUAUUUUAGGCAUUACGUCGAAUACGUUUAUUGUGCGGUCAAACUGAUCAAAGAAAUAGGUACUAACAGGAAAAUGCACACGAAUCGUUGUACUACUACGUUGAAUUCAAUUUUCUCCAUGUAUAUAUAUGAUCGGGCCUUCCUACUUCGAAAACUCCAGACGAAUGAUAAUCGUCUAUGAUUUAAAAACGUGGUAAAAUUGCAAAAAAUUGAAAAACCGCCGAAAAUUGAAAAACUGCAUUCUAAAAUUUCUAAAAUUAAAUAGGCAGAAUAUUUUUAUUAUAUAUCGGCUAUCAGAUCUGAUUUAUCUUAAUUGAAAAAAAAGUUGAAAUAUCAAUUGAACCCGGUCUUUAGUCAUAACAAAAUAUCAGUGACUUAUUGAAAAUACUUGUUUUAUUUUUUCGAAUUUGUAGAGCUAUAACAAGCUAACUAGAAAUUUAAUGAACAAAUAUUUUAGAUGAAUAUAAUUAUGGAGUUGUAUUGUCUUGGUGGUAGAUAUUUUCAUUUCAGUCGGAUGUCAAACGGUAUUUUCGAAGACAAAGAACGGUAUUAUCAAAGGACCAGCAAUAUUUCCUAGAUGAAACCUUAUAUCUCUUUUCAAGGAUAAUCUUUGGCAAGCAGACUUAAUAAAUAUGCAACAGAAUUCUAGGAAAAACAGUGGAUUUAAAUAUAUUUUAAUUAUAAUAGACAUGUAUACUAAGUAUGUAUGGGUACAAUCAUUAAAAAAUAAAAGCAGUACAGAAGUUACGAAAAUAUUUUUAAAAUUGUUAAAAACGAAUCAACCAAAAUUAUUACAAACAAUAAUGGAACGGAAUUUUACAAUAAACCGUUUCAAGACCUUAUGAACAAAUAUAAUAUUAAACAUUAUAGUACGUAUAGUAGCAUUAAGGCAGGUAUGGUUGAACGUGUUAUAAGAAUAAUUUAAAAUAAAAUUUACAAACAUUUUACAUCGUCAGGUACAUGGAAUUGGUGCAAUUCAAUUUCAAAGUUAAUAACUAAUUACAAUCAAUCAUUCAACGAUUAAAUGUACACUGGUUAAUGCUAGAAAAGAGCAUAAAUUAUCAUUUAAGUUAAACAAUAAGAAAAUAAGAAAACCUAAAUUUAAAGUUAUUGACAAUGUUAGAAUAUCUAAAUAUAAGCAUGCAUUCAGUAAAGGGUAUACACAAAAUUGGACUACUAAAAUAUAUACAAUAACAAAGGUUUUAAACACAAAUCCAAUAUCUUAUCAAUUAAAUGACGGUUUAAAAAAUACAGUUUUAGGAUGUUUUUAUGAGUAAGAAAUUACAAAGACAAAUUUCCCGAACACUAUUCUUAACUUGAAAAGAAAUAAGAAUAAAAUGUAUAUCAAAUGGAUGAGAUUCGACAACAGUAACAAUUCAUAAGUUGAAAAAUAAUUUGAACUUAUUAUUAUACUAUUGUUAUAUGUAUAUUAUAAAACAUUUUUAGAGAUAAAUAUAUAAAUAAAAACUGAAUUAUUUCAAAUGAAUGUAAAAACGUACUAAACCAUUUAAAAACUUGAUUUUGUCAUGAUAAACGUCUAAUUCGUUAGUUUAAAAAAUAAUUUAUUUUUAUCGUGAUAAAAGGUUAAAACCUUUGGUGUUGAUAUUUUGAAACAGAAUGAUUCAACAACAGAUUCCUCAGUCAAGAUAAAAUCGUCUUCGUCGUUUUUAAAACGGUAACUUUAAAAUGCACAGUAAAGCACGAGGGAUUUUUAUUUUUAUUUGAAUGUAUGGGUAUUAGACUGGAAGUUAGAGGAAGAUACAGUGAUAUGAAAAUGAGUGGUGUUUCUAGUUGAACAUACAUUUGUGUAAGAACGCUAUAGAAAACUCAUGUAAGUAUAGACAAGGAGAACCAAUAGAAUUUUAAUGUAGUUUGGCUAGAAAUUAACGAUUAGUCGUGAGGUUAAGACUAGAUAAGUUCAGAGCUAUACGUGUGUAUUCAUGAAGUUUUGAUAAAAAUAUGUGAGUAAACGGGUCGAUUUCACCAAAAACACAUUAAUCGCGAUUUAAUGUAACUGAGCAAUAAUUAGAUAAAAUAUUCUUGAUAAACAUUUUUUGGAUUUCAUCAUUAAAAAUUACGAUUUUACUGACCACGGUUCAUUAACUUUGAUUAACAUAUUUAUUCACGAUUAACAUCCGUAUCGCCAUGAUAAGCAAUAUUGAUAACAGUGACAUUAUUCAAAUAGAUUAAAUUAAAAUAUUACAUUUUGACUACAUAUUUCAGCUAGUUAGUUCAAAUAUAUUAAUUAAUAUUUAAAAAGUUAAUUAGAAAAAAUUAAUAUGAAUAGGAUUAAUUAUUAAAAAAAAAGGAACGCGAAUCUUUUUUUAUGAGUCCUAGAUAUUGAAUUUAGUCGCCGACCACUUAAGGGUAAUUUAGUGCAAGAAGACAAUAGGACGACAAUGUAAAACAAAAUUUAAGGGGGUUCUUAUAUUAUUGAAACCAUUAGUCUUUUUUCCUGUGGUUGAUAAACGACAAAAUCGUCUUCGUUGUUUUUAUAAUGGUAUCUUUAAAGUGCACAGUAAAGCACGAGGGAUUUUUAUUUUUUAUUUUAAUGUAUGGGAAUGAAUACAGAAAAAACGGAUAUACUUUGUAAGAUGUGUGGGCCAUUGUUGUAGGUGAAAAGUUGAGAAGGUAGAGGGGAAAUUUAAUGUAUAUCUGUACGCAAUAAUUAAUCAUUUGCUAACGAAAAAUGAUUCUGAGUGAAGUUCGCUGUUUGAAAGGUCAUUAUAUUUAAGAUUUGAAAAUAAUAAGUUUCAUACAUUUUUCCGUUAUUUCUAACGUUUCUUCCCAGUUUUUCCCAUUUAUUAUGAAAACCCAUGAGAAAAAAAAAACAAAAAUUUCUUUAAAUCACCAUCCUAGUUAAAUUUUCUUUCAGAAAAGGCACUACACUUAGAAAUCGAAGUAAAAUUUCUGGUAAAAAAGUUAUUCACAGAAAAAAAAAUCAUUAAAUCUUUGGUGAAAUUGAGCUUAAGUAUUAGUUUUUUGAAAAACAUUAACUAAUAUCUAUAUCAUUUUUGAAAAAAAAAAAAAAUAUAAUAUUAUUAUGGGUAGAAUUUCAUAGCAUAAUCAAAAUUUGUAUUAUAUAAUAUAUUCAGAAGACUUUUAAACUUAACACAUUUAUUUCACAAUUUCCAUAGUAUUUAUUUUUAUAGAACGCCUACUAUUGAUGGUAAAUAUAGCGGGACUGCUUGGCCAAAAUGCACUUCUAGUCAGUUUUUACACGUCAAUUCUGCUUUACUGAAAAUCAUCAAAAAUCCAUUCGAGGAUAUCCACAAAUUCUGGAGUAAACUCCCGUAUUUUUAUCUUCAAAUCGAAUUACGACACAAACACCACUGAUAAAUAUAAAAACAGAAUUAUAAAAAUAAUAUAAUUUUGUACACACAGAUUAAUUUUUUGAAAUCGCAAAUUGUCUUUUAAUAAUCGCCAUAAAUUAUUACAAGAUAAUGAUAUAUACAUUAUAAACACUACAGUUUUUAAGAUUGAUAUUAUUAUCAGUAGUAGCUGUUCUAAUGCUAUGUACACUUAUUAAAUUCUUGUGGAACUUGAUUAUCUGUAGUCUAAGUGAGUGUAAAUCCAGUAAAUGUUAUGUUAAUCAAUUGAUUAUUUUUAUAACGGAAUCAACACUUAAAUUUGUUGGUUACUUACCUAAGUGGAAAUACCGCAGUGUCUGUAUACACAAAGCUAAUUUUUCUUAGCAGACAAUAUUUUAAAAAAAUAUUUUUUUUUUUACUCAUAAGUUUACGCCAUGAGUGUAAAGAUAAAAUAUGUACAUAUACUUAAUAUUGUAAUAAGGUAUUUUUUUACCGAUUCUUUUAGUGAGUAUAUAAUGUAUACAAUAUACACAAUACACAUACAUAUAAUUUAAAGGUUGACUGAAAUUAACACGACAAUGUAAAUAAGGUACAGUUAUAUUUAAAAUCAUUUUUAACGUUUUAGAAUUAUUAUCGUUUUGUUAUCUUGAACAACAAAAGUAUUUUUGAAUAACUAAUUAUUAGAUACAUUAUUAUAAUUUUGUAAAUUAUUUAAAGGAAUUUGUUUUAGGCAUUUUUUAGUUUAUUAACAUAAUAUAUCGUAUCAAUAAAGAAUAUAGAUUUUUGUAGAUUUCAUUAACCAAGUGGUCCAUUAACUUCUCUUAAAUAGUAAGAUCAAUCAAUAUAAUUCACAGGGCAAAAGAAAAAACUUGUCAAGAAUAAACAAAAAAGAUGUUCUAGGAUAAUGGAAACGGGUACAGCCACUAUUAUAGGUAAUUUAAUGUAUAUCUAUAAUCAACGAUAAACUAUUUCUAAUGGAAAAACGAUUCUGAGCGCAGUUCAGUUCAUAUUGAUGCUUCGUCAAUAAUAUAUAUCUCAUAUUAUAGUAAAAUAAUUAAAUAGGCAUUAUACAUUUUCAUUGAUAAUAUUUAUUUAAUAUUUUACCGAUUUUCCCGUUUUUCCUGGUUUUCCCAUGUUUUCCCCGUUUUUCACAUUUGCUGGGAAAACUUUUGGGAAAUCAGAAAAAUGACUUUCUUUAAUUACCGUGGAGAUAACAUUUCCUUUUAAAAAAUAAGCUACAUUUGAUACAUCGGAGUAAGAUUUCUGAUAAGUUUGCACAACAAAUCGAGGGGUAUUUUGCGAUUAAAAUAGUCCGAGCGAGCGAUGUCUUUGGUUUCUAGGUACACUUAAAGGCAUAUGUUUUUCCUUGUUUAGGUAAAAGAGGGGAAAAAAUGUAAACAAUUUUUUUCGACACACUGGUUUGAACACAGAACUUCUAGGAUAGUAAUAGACAUAAAUAACCAAUAGAUCACGACAAAUAUGCUUUAAGUGAGAUAAUAUAGAGUUAUUUAACAUAACAUAUAAUAUACGCAUAAUAUCAGAACUUCAAAAAGCUAUAAUUUCGAAACUUAGUCAGUCCAUUAAUUCUGACUUCAUCAUAGUUUUUAAAUCAACAAUAUACAUAUUACAUUAAAAAAAAAAAAAUAAAUUUGUUCCACUUAAUUUUUUUUUCUAUUUUUUUAAGAAGAACUAAACCUUACAAUCAAAGACCUUAAGAAUAUGAGAGCUGCAGGCUUGGGUCAUAUAUUGACAGUACAGAUUAAACAUUUUGGACAGGGUGCCAAGAACUGGCUUCUUGACUUCUUGACCUACUGGCCUUUAUUUUCGCCUUUUUAAAAUCUACGAAUAAUUGUCACAUAUUCUGUCAAUACUCGUACCUUUUUUUUUAUUAUUUGACCUACUAUGGAUAAUUGUUUUGUAGUUAAACGACCUUUCCGGAAGCCGCAUUGGUAAUCAACUGAGCAAACCUCCGCAUAAGGGAAAAUACGAUUUAGUAGUACUCUAGAGAACACUUUGUACGCAGAGUUCAAGAGCGAUAACGCUCUAUAAUUGUCAUAUUUUGUCUUGUUUCCCUUUUUGUGUAGUGGUAUGGUGAUUGCCUUAUUCCAGCUAUCCGAUACCCGUUCUUCAGCCCAUAUUUGCUGACACAGUUUAUGCGAUAUCGAUAACCGUGAUAUCGUAAGUAAAUAUAGUAAAUAAAUAUAUAAAUAAAAAAAAAGAGUUAAUACUGGAGAUAGGAGCGGCCACUAAUGUAGGUGAUAAGUUGGAAAGGUAGGAUAUAUAAGGUUAUUUCAUUUAUAUUUGUAAGCAACGAUAAGCUAUCGCUUGACGAAAAACAAUUCUGAGCGUAGUUUAAUAGUACAUAAUUUGAAGUGCCGUAAUUUUUUUUGCAUUUUACGUUUAAAUUUUAUUUCAAAACGUUUAUAAAAAAAAAAAGUUAUUCGUUGAUUUUGAAAAUGUUACCACUUCUAGGUCAGUUCAGUAUAAGUAUUAUUACCAAGUUUCAAGUUUCUACGUAUAUUUAUAACCGUGAAUAACUCCAAAAAAUUAAAAUUCCUCAAAACCUCAAAAGCUAUGCUGUGUUUUUCGAUUAAAUAAUUUUUUCUAGUAGAAAAUGUUAUCAGAGUUUUUAUAAAAUAAUAAAAUCGUGAAAUUCUACGUUUUCCAACCUCUUGUCUCAAUUAAGUGCUUUUAUUUAAAAAAUAGCAUCAAAAAUCAAAAAAUGAUCUCUCUAAAGUACCAUCUAGACAGCUUGAUAUUUCAGAUAAAAUGUGAUCCGUAAAGAUCUGAGCAAGUUUACAAAGGAAAAAGCGUGUCCACAGACUAGAACAAAGGAAAAACAGAAGAAAUAAACAGCAUCGGCUGUUGUAAAACCAUUGGCUCUUUCGCUAUGCUCGGAAUCUAUAAAUGCGUUUAAAAAAUAUAUAAAUUAAAAAAUGCGUCACUUGGAGUAUUAUGGUAAGUUUAAUAUACGACCGGUUUCGAAUUAAAAAUUCAUUAUCAAGUAUAUCACAGUCAAAAUAUAAAAAAUUAAAUGAAGGAAUACAUAGAAAAAAAAAAUUAUCCAAAUUGGUCGUUUUACAUAGAAAUAACUUAUUUUAAUAGGAGAGAUUAUUUAAAAUUAGUUAUUAUUAGACACAGACAUAUAUUAAGAAAUAUAAAUUAUUUGGUUAUUAUUUAUUUAAAAUGUGAUGUAAGAUUUUAUUUUUAAAAUUGGUUUGUACUUACAUUUAAAAUAUUAUUAAAAUAAUUUUUCUUUAUUUUAUUCUAUACAUAUAAUUCUUCUAAAACUGAAUUAAUGUAAAUGUUAUUUUGGGAAUUCAAUAUCUCUAAGUCUGUAUAAUAUAAAAGCUUAAAUUAUGGUUAUUUUCUAAAACAUGUUUAGCGAAAUUUGAAUUAGGGGCAGUCUUUUUAAAUUUUAUUUCAGAUUUUUUUUUUUUUAAUUUCACUGCAUGUUUGUUCACCGGAAAUAAAAACCAUAUAAUCGUUAUUUUAUUCGUUUAUUUAAUCGUGACUCUCAAUAAUUGUAUUAUGAUUUCACAUAGUUAGUAUAGGUAUAAUCAUCGUAAAUAUGUAUGUACAAUAUGAUUAUUUGAUAUUAGAGAUAAUUAUUUAUGUUUAAAUUAUUAUUAUUAUUAUUUUUUUUUACUAUUGCAAUGUCUGCAAUCAUAAUUAUUGAAUGCAUAACAUGAGAUAAAAUCACCUAUGCAAACUAGAACGCUUCGUGAUGACCUUGUUGAUUAAAUUACACAAGGUACACAUGCAAUUUAUAAUAUCUGGAUAAUGUAAUAGGUAUCAUAUUGUUCUAUAUUUAAAUAUUGGAACAUUUGAAACCGUUGAAUCAUAUUAUAGAUAUUCUAAUAUAAUAUAAGGUAUACUGAAGUUUUAAAUAUAAGGCUUUUCGCUACAACCAAAAUAGGUACAUAAAAACGAUAAGAUAAUUAGUGGCUAGUAUUUUAUUUGGAUAUAUUUUUAGACGAAUAUUGUACUCUGUAAACCCGUGGCCAUAGUGGUACGGCUAUUUAUCUAUGCAUAAUGUUGCUUAGUAAAACAAAAUUAUAAAUGAAUAUUAACUGCAGUAUAUUAAAUAAAAAAAUAUAUAUAUAUACAGGUUAGGUUAAGUUAUAUUAUAUAUGUAUGAUAAAAUAACCAAAACAAAAUUAAGACACUUAAGAAUAAUAGAACAGGAAUUAUGAUUAUUUUCUUUAGAGUCGUACUUCGUGUUCCUCUAACCAUUUUAUUGCAACUGGACUACAUUCGUGCAGCGCCAAUUACUCCAAUUUCGAACAUUGUUCUUUGGCAUUCCUCUACAUUGUAGAGUCUACAAUAUGAUACGUGUCUGUGUGAUCCCACAUUUACAUAGUGAAGAUUCGGGAAUACCCCACUUAUGUAACAAAUAGUUACACCUACCUUCCUCCGUUCUUAUACGGAUUAUGACCGUUUGGUAGUACAAUGUAACAUGACAGUGUAAAAGUGUUGAUUAAUUAUUAUUUAUUUAUUUUUUUUAAACAAUUAUCUAUAAUUGUUAAACAUAAUCGAUAUAGAGUACAGAAAUCAUUAGCUAAUAAUACAUUACAUUAUGAAAGACACAUGAUAUUACAAUCACUAAAGUCGAUACGGUAUUUAUAGAACUAUUAAAAUGUAUUUUUUAAAACUAUGUAAUAUAGCGGUUUGAUUUAGCUAUAUCGACAUAAUUGUGGAACAGUAUAUUUAGAUGGUAACUAAAUAUUGAAAAUCAUUGUGGAUUCGAUUUGUUUUUAAAUUAAUACAUUAUAAAUACUUACUUUUUAAAAAGUGUAUGUGUAUAUACGUAGGUGUGUUAUAAGUAAAUAUCAGUGACUUAUUGAAAAUACUCGUUUUAUUUUUUCGAAUUUGUAGAGCUAUAACAAGCUAAUUAGUAAUUUCAUGGACAAACAUUUUAGAUGAAUAUAAUUGCAUUAUGGAGUUGUGUUGUCUUCGCGGUAGAUAUGUUCAUUUCAGUCGGAUGUCAACCGGUAUUUUUGAAGACAAAGAACGGUGUUAUCAAAGGACGAAUUUUGAAAUCUAGAGAUGGACGUCCGUAUCAUUCUUAUACGGGCAUACCGUAUGCAAAACCACCAAUACAACGACUCAGAUUCAUGGUAGGUUGAACAUAAAUACGUUCAGGGUUGUAUUUAGAUGGAGACAACAGGGGGAGGGAGUUGCCCUGAGUGGCUGAAGAAAGGGGACGGCUUUAAUUUUUAUAGAAAUGUAAAGAGAUUUUGGGCUGAUCGGGAGAAAACAUGAUUUUUUUUGCUCAUCGUGGUUUUUUUGUUGCCCCAGGAUUGCAAAUUCCUAAAUACGGCCCUGAAAGAGUUUAUUUCUUCUUAAAGUACUUCAGACUUCUGAUACUGGUCUUACUUUUCUACCUUCGCUCAUUCCAUUUUGUCUUCAAUAUUUUCUUUUGUAUAUUUGAAUGUUUAAGAUCUAGGUCCUUAUUGCGGGUAUGUGAGGUAAACUUUAUUCUUUGUCGCACAUUUCAUUUUUCCCCAGGUAUGAAAACAAUUACGUUAAGCAUAUUAUAAAAUUGGAUUGGGAUAUUAAAAUUUGAGAAUACCUAUCUACUGUAAAUAAGUCGUUUAUAAUAUCAUACCAUCAACGUUUAUUUAAAAUUGUCAAUAUUUAGCCACCGGAAUCGGCGGAACCGUGGAACGGAACAUGGGACGCUACAAAAGAACCGAAUAUUUGCAUUCAAGAAGGAUACGUAGACGGUUACGAAGAUUGUUUAUACUUAAACGUGUAUGCACCGGAAACUGAUAAAAAACGAUUGCCGGUCAUAUUUUGGAUUCACGGAGGAGGAUUUACGUGGGGCCAUAGUGGAUCCGGCCUAUUUGGACCAGCAUAUUUUAUGGAUAAAGACGUGGUUUUGGUAACGAUCAACUAUCGACUUGGUAUACUAGGUGAGUAUAUUAUAAUUUAUAAUAUAAAUCAAUUAUCAGAAAUUAAGAAGCGAAUCUGAUCUGUAAAACGAAUAAUUUUAGACUAGUGCUUUUGUGCUCUUUUCCCAUUUAACAAACAUGAUGAGCAAAAAAAAAAAUCAUUAAGGUCACCAAGCAAACAAAUCAUAGUUAUAAAAAUAAAAUUCACAACUGCUCUCUGUUGCCUCUACCUAAAUACAUUGGCUUUCCUAAUAACUUUAAUUGAUACCCAAUCACUGGUCAUUAUUUAUUUUUUAUUUUUGCUCUAUAUUGUAAAAUACAAAUUUGACCUUUCAUCACGGCUUAUGCCUCCCCAUACAUUUGUUCAUUUCCCUUCCCCAAUUUUGGAAACACUGUUUUAGAAUCUGAGUGUAGCGUAAAAGCUAUUAGUUUCAUUAUGGUAUAUUAUUUUUUUUAUCGGGAAACAUUUUUUUUUACCUUAAAAGAGAUGAGAGUUUUAUAUAAUUUUAUAUUUAUAAUAUUAUGGCGUUAUUAUUUCAAAGGAUUUCUUAGCACUGAAGACGAUGUGUUACCCGGAAACUACGGAAUGAAAGAUCAAGUGUUGGCUUUGCGUUGGGUACGGGAAAACAUAAUCACUUUUAAUGGUGAUCCUGAUCAGGUUACGAUUUGUGGCGGAAGUGCCGGAAGCGCUUCUGUGGGAUUUCACAUGUUGUCACCAAUGAGCAAAGGUCUUUUUCACAAAGCCAUUCUUCAGAGCGGUAGCCCGGUUUGUAUUUGGGCAAAUUGUCCGUCUGGAGUGUCCCGUAAGCGUGCCUAUUCGGUAGCCACUAUUGCGGGAUGCAAUUUUAACAAUUCCGAAGACAUUUUAAAUUGUUUAAGAAUACUUCCGGCUAAAUACUUGCAGUCUGAAAUGCAUACUAAGUUAUUUGUAAGUUAUUAUCAAUUAUAUUUUUUUAAAUAAUCAAUUGUAUAAAUUAAUUAGUAUGAACGAGUAUUUACAGAGGAAUAUGCAAUUUUAUUUGAAUUAAUAUUUUUUUUAAUUGCGAUCGACAAAUUUUCCGAUAUUAAAUUAAAAUGCUUAAAAUGUAUCUUUUCGUUAAAUGUAUAUUGUUUAUACUUAUUAUCAAUUUAUGUAUAGAAGAUUAAUACAUUUUCAUAAUUACCUAUAUACUUUUACAGACGUGGUUAAAAUAUCCUGCCAUUUUAUUCAGUCCCGUUGUCGAAAAUUGUAAGUCCAGACAAGAAGCAUUUUUGUGUCAUCAUCCGAUUUACGAUUUUCAACAGGAAUCUUUUGUGCCCGCCAUUAUCGGCAUGAAUUCCGCCGAAGGUGGACUUAUGGCUAUUCGUAAGUUUAAAUACCAUAGUUCGUACAUUUAUCGUACAAAAUAAUAAGUGUUACAUUAUAUGACUCGUAUAGAAUAAAAAAUUAAUGAUGGCACAAAUAAUAAUAUAAUAUACCAGGUAUAUUAUACCUAUUUAUUUUUAAAAAUAAUUAAUUUUAAUUUUUAAAUCACUGUCGUAUAAAUCCAAAUUUUUUUUCCACGAUUUCUUAUUCUGAGACAAAAAUAUUUAGAUAAUAAAUGUUUUCCACUAUAUUCUGCUAUAGCUUUAUGUUUAUUUUAAGUUGAUUUUUAUGUAUUUUUUACUUACACUACAAUAUUAGCCAUUUUUGUUACUUUCAAUUAUGGAUUUCAGAUUUCGAAAAUUUGCUCUGAUAAUUAUUUUUGUGAAAACAUUUAAAAUAAUAUCAUUGAAUAUUUUAUAUAGUCAAUUGUAUUGAAAUAUAGUGAGGUACCUAUUAUAUGAUACUAUAUAAUAUUAUGUAGUACUAACCAAUAAUAUUACUUUUCAUAUUAUAAUAUUUAAUAUAAAUAUAUUGCUUUUAUUCAUACAUUUUUGUUUCCACUUGCAUUUUUCCCAACCCCGACAUCAUUGACAAUUUGUUUAUUCGUAUAUUCGUAUAUUCGUUAUUCGUAUAGCCCUGUACAACAGAACUUCAUUAUUGUACACGGAAUUUUCCGAGGAUUUCAAUCGUCUUUGGCCUAUCAUUUCGGGGUACAAUUUUUAUGUGACACCUGAAAACAUACAUAAGAUAGUGGAUAAAAUUAGGAAAAAGUAUUAUCCGUCAGGAUCGAUAAAUGACGAUUCGCAUUCGGAAACCGUUAAAGUAAUAUUUGAGAAAAUAAAAAAUGUACAUAAUGUAACAAAACUUGUAAUAUUAUUGAAUUUCAGAUGUUUACUGAUUCGAUUUUUACUAAAUGCGUGUUUGAAAUGGCGUAUCAGCUAUCGUCUCCCGUGUAUGGUUACAUUUAUAAUUAUCAGAAUGAGUUUUCGCAUAAUAAAAUUUACGGCUCGUGUGACAAACCUCUGGGUGUUACUCAUGGUGACGAAAUGAAUAGUCUAUUCAAAAUGAAUGAUUUAAACCCGAUUGAAUUAAACGAAGAAGAUCUCAAAGUUUCAAAAUUAAUGAUCAAUAUAUGGUAUAAAUUCGUUAGUACUGAGUGAGUAAAAAAGACCAAUUAUCGUAUAUUUCAACCUAUGUUUAUUUAUCCGUCGAUAAGUUUCCGACUGAAUAUUAUAAAAAAAAUCCCCCCCCCUCGAUAUUAUAAUAUAAACUGUGAAAGUGACGGACGUACAGCUUUCCCUUAACAAUUAUUUAUGCUACCAAUCUGAUAUCUGCAGUAUUCAUUAAAUUUGUAUUAUAUUUUCAGCAUUCCUACUGUUGACGGUUUAGAGAACAGUACACCUUGGUCUAAGUUUACUCAAUCGGACCAAUCCAUAAUGUACGUGGAUUCAGAUCGUCCUGUUUUAAUCAAAAACCCGUAUGUCGAUGUUUAUGAGUUUUGGAAAAAACUUCCAAUUACCUCUAUCAAAAAAAAAUUAUAAUUGCCAUUAUUUUACUCGAAACAAGUUUUUUUUUUUGAAACUCAUUUGGUUUGUACAGAUUUAUUUACUACAUAUUAAAGUGUUUAAUUUAUAGCACGGAGUUCAAUUUAUUUAACGAUUUCUUAAUUGUUGGUAAAACUGGUCUUGUCUACUAAUUGUCUUUUGGAUGCCAAGAAUAUUUCCAAAAACCGAUUUGAUAUAUAUUACACUUAACAGUUUUUUUAUUCAGACAUGAAAUAUUAUGACUGUUUAAACAUUUUUAACAAUCAAUAUUAUAUGACUACUUAUAUAACAUUUAUACAUUAAUACAGAGAGAUUUUUUUAAUAUGUACCAGCAAUUUUCUCGGAUUAUUUGAAAUUAAUUUAAUUUUAAUUUUUUUUUGGUGCAUCCUCAAAGUAUCCUAUGUACAAAAUAUCCCCAGUAAUAUUAUCUCUUAUUGCAUAUUUAAAAUGUUUAUGUAUUUUUCUUUUAUUCUGUAAUUAUAUUGUAACACUAUUUAUAUUAGAAAUCUUGUUCAAAAGUAUAAAGUGUGGCUUGUAAACCUUUGCUUAAAAAUAUAUAAAUUAAAUAUAUCUAAGUAUCCUACCUUCUAAACCUCCCACUCACACCUGUGAUACAACUGUACCCAGUAAGAAAUGCCUGGCUUUUUAUAAUUAGAAUAUAAUUUGAUAGGCAUGUAUGGUUAUCUCAUUUUAAAUAGUGAUAGGUAACAUAGAAAUGGUAAAUUUAAUAUUAGUGUUAUGCAUAUCAGAAUUUCUAGAAAAAUAUUUUUUAUUUGAAUCUGUGUUCAAAAAAAAGGACUCCUAUUUGAAAAUUAAAAUUAUUUACUUAUUCAAGGUAUAUGUAAUGGUAGAAAUUAAAAAUCUUGUUAAAAUAAAACUUAAAUGAUUCUACAAACAAAAAAAAAAACCGAAAUCAAAUUAACUUAAAAUCCACCGAGAAGAUUGUUGGUUCAUGAUAGACAAAUCACCCUGUAUAAUAAAGUGAGAUCUGUACGAUGGCUGAAAAUGCAAUUCCUUUUUUCACGCCAAAAAAUUAAAUGUGUACAAACUGUAGACUGAUGAAAAAAAUUAACCAGUUUUGAAAAAUAAUAUUUGUAAAAAAAGCCAUUGGUAUGAAAACUUUUUUUAUAUUUCUUUAAAAGCUAUUGAAUGGGUUUUGAUUAUUAGCUUGAAAGAAAAUUUCUUUAAUUAUUUUAAGUUUAUAAAAGUUUAGAUUAAUAAAUUUCACAUAAACGAUGGUUCUAGUACGAUUUAAUCGAUAUCUGUAAUUUUUUUUUUAAUAGGCUCGUAAAACUGGCUUCUUGUUGUUUGUAAUAAUAGUAUACCAAUAAGUGUAGUUGAGUGCUAAAUAAUCUACAUAUUACAUUAUUAGUUUAAUCUCAUUGAAUGUUAUUCAAUAAAGUUACUUAUACGUUCAAAUAUUAGUGAUUCUUUUAGAUUCUGAGCACAACGAAGAAUGUUUGAGUUUUAUUUCCUACCUAUAUGUAAUAAAUGGUCUGUGCUUUUUUUAAAAAAUAAUUGUAUUAUUCUAUCUUUUAACAACUUUUCAACAAGUGAUUUCUUUACUCACCAACAAGUCCACAUUUCCUUACAGAAAAAAUGUUACUCUUAAAAUUUGGAGCAGAAUUCUGGUAGAAAACAAAAGUUGAAAAAAAUUUAAAACAACAAUUUAAAUGACAUUUUUCGGGUUUUCCUAGAUAUUAUGAAAACUUUUCGAUAAAUUAAAAAAAUGUUUAUUUCCACCAAUUAUUGCACCAACUAGAUUUAAAAUUCAACAAAAAAAGUAUUUUGUCAUUUUUCGAUUGAAGUAAGAUUUUUUGUAGACAAGUUGUAUACUGACACAAAACAAAAAAGAAAUCACACAGUCAUAGUAAAAUCAUUACAUUCUUCCUCACGGUUAAAAACUAGAAAGUUGAAAAUUAAGUAAUGUAAUUUUUUUUUUAAAAGCGUUCCAAAUAUUAUGAAAAUAUUAAAAAUUGUGUACCUAACUGUGCAGUUUCGUAUGGAA